UAUUUUAAAAAAUUAUUAUUUUUAUUUAUAGUAAUAUAAUUUUAAUAUUAUUAAAAUAAUCCGCCCUAUGUGUACAUUAGUCUAAUCUCACACCUUGAACUCAUGUGAAAAAGGAAGCAUAAUUUUUGAGUCUAAUUUUCUUUAUAUUAUGAUAUAAUACAUAUACCGAAGGGAGCAUACCAAGGGAGAUUGGAAAUUGUACUCUUCUUGAGAUACUGUCCAUGGACAGAAACAACUUCACAGGUAGAAUACCUCUUGAGAUUGGAAACCUACAAAAUUUACAAAUAGUGCAUUUGUCCUUUAACAACUUAAAUGGCUCUAUUCCCCAUGCUCUCUUCAAUAUCUCAACAAUGAAAUGGAUUGCAAUGACCAGCAAUAAUCUGUCAGGAAAUCUUCCAACAAGCUUAGGCCUUCACCUUCCAAAUCUUAUUUGGCUUUACCUUGGUAUUAAUAAGCUUAGUGGACCAAUUCCUAGCUACAUUUCCAAUGCCUCUAAACUUACUAUCUUAGAAUUGCCUAGCAAUUCGUUCACUGGUUUCAUUCCUGAUUCUCUUGGAGAUUUAAGGAAUUUGCAGACUCUGAAACUUGGAGCUAAUCUUCUGAGUAGUAAGAAGACAUCACAAGAAUUGACCAUUUUCUCCUCACUGAAAAAUUGCCAAAACUUGAAGUACUUAUGGCUUAGCUACAACCCACUGGAUGGCUAUCUUCCACAUUCUAUUGGAAAUUUAUCAAAUUCUCUGGAGUCAUUUCUUGCCAGUGAUGGAUUAAUAAAGGGUAGUGUCCAUGAAAGUAUUGGCAAUUUAAGCAGUUUGACAAGACUAAAUCUUGGAAAUAAUGAUUUGACAGGAAGAAUUCCAACUACAAUUGGAACAUUGAAACAUCUUCAAGGUUUGUAUCUUCAUGGAAAUGACUUGGAUGGAUCCAUCCCAAGUGAGUUAUGUGAUUUAAGGACAUUGUACAAUUUAGAAUUGACAGGUAACAAGCUCUCUGGAUCGAUACCUACUUGCUUCAGUAAUCUUACAUCUCUAAGAAACCUCUUCUUAGCCUCCAACAGAUUUGUUUCAACCAUAUCUUCAACUUUAUGGACAUUAAAAGAUAUCUUGCAAGUGAACUUGGCUUCAAACUACUUAACCGGUUCUCUCCCAUCAGAGAUUGAAAAUUUGAGGGCUGUUUAUAUGAUAAAUAUAUCGAAGAAUCAACUAUCUGGCGAGAUCCCAAUUUCCAUUGGAGGCCUUCAAGAUCUUGCUCAACUGUACUUAUCUGGGAAUAAGUUACAAGGCCCUAUUCCUCAAUCGGUUGGCGACAUAAAGAGCUUGGAAUUCUUAGACUUGUCAAGUAAUAAUCUCUCUGGAAUGAUUCCCAAGUCCUUGGAGAAUCUCUUGUAUCUCAAGUAUUUUAAUGUCUCCUUCAAUUACUUACAAGGAGAAAUACCUGAAGGAGGAUCAUUUUCCAACUUCUCAGCUCAGUCAUUUAUAGGAAAUGAAGCAUUAUGUGGCUCUGCUAGACUACAAGUUUCCCCUUGCAAAGAUGAUGAUUCUCGAGCAACAGAAACUCCUGGUAGUAAGAUUGUACUUAGAUAUGUCUUGCCAGCAAUUGUGUUUGCAGUCUUUGUGCUUGCCUUUGUUAUCAUGUUAAAACGAUAUUGCGAAAGAAAAGCAAAGUUUUCCAUUGAAGAUGAUUUCCUAGCUUUGACAACAAUAAGAAGAAUUUCAUAUCAUGAACUUCAGCUUGCAACAAAUGGAUUUCAAGAAAGCAACUUUCUUGGUAUGGGAAGUUUUGGGUCAGUGUACAAAGGAACUUUAUCAGAUGGGACAGUGAUAGCAGCAAAGGUUUUCAAUUUGCAGCUAGAAAGAGCUUUCAAGAGCUUUGAUACUGAGUGUGAAGUGCUGCGUAAUCUUCGUCACCGAAAUCUUGUCAAGAUCAUCACUAGCUGUAGCAGUCCUAAUUUUAAAGCUUUAGUACUUGAAUUCAUGCCUAAUUGGAGCCUUGAGAAGUGGUUAUAUUCUGAUGACUAUUUCUUGAAUAACCUUCAGAGAUUGAAUAUUAUGCUAGAUGUGGCAUCAGUAUUAGAAUAUCUCCAUCAUGGCUACACUAUUCCUAUGGCGCAUUGUGAUAUAAAACCUAGCAAUGUAUUGCUAAACGAAGAUAUGGUUGCUUUUCUGGCUGAUUUUGGCAUUUCAAAACUUUUAGGUGAAGAGGGUUCUAUGAUGCAAACCAUGACACUAGCCACUAUUGGUUACAUGGCACCAGAGUAUGGAUCAGAAGGGAUUGUAUCAGUAAGAGGUGAUGUCUACAGCUAUGGUGUUCUAUUAAUGGAAACCUUUACUCAAAAGAAACCCACAGAUAAAAUGUUCACAGAGCAACUGAGCUUGAAGAGUUGGGUUGAACAAUCAUUGUCUUGUGAAGUUACUCAGGUUAUUGAUGCCAAUUUGUUAGGGAUAGAAGAAGACCAUCUUGCAGCAAAGAAAGACUGCAUAGUCUCCAUAUUGAAGUUGGCUUUACAAUGUUCUGCAGAUUUACCACAUGACAGGAUAGACAUGAAACAUGUUGUUACCACUCUCCAGAAGAUUAAGACCAAGUUUCUAAGAGAUAUUAGGCAACUUAGUUAGCAUCAUUGAUCAUGCAUUAUGAAUAUAGAAUUCUUUAUCUUAAUUAUCAUUCUAUUCAUAUAUAAAUGCAUUUCAGCAAUAAACAGUAAUUCAAUUA
This is a messenger RNA of Ricinus communis (castor bean), 2706 nucleotides long. RefSeq names its product receptor kinase-like protein Xa21. Gene Ontology annotation, biological process: protein phosphorylation. NCBI's taxonomy places the organism in Eukaryota, Viridiplantae, Streptophyta, Magnoliopsida, Malpighiales, Euphorbiaceae. Bases 222 to 2609 code for a protein of 795 amino acids. Gene Ontology annotation, molecular function: protein kinase activity; protein binding; ATP binding. The transcript has 3 exons. The record is from RefSeq and is a predicted model, not a curated record.